This is a messenger RNA of Zygosaccharomyces rouxii, 1167 nucleotides long. RefSeq names its product 60S ribosomal protein uL3 (gene RPL3). The transcript has a single exon. Gene Ontology annotation, biological process: ribosomal large subunit assembly; translation. Gene Ontology annotation, molecular function: RNA binding; structural constituent of ribosome. Gene Ontology annotation, cellular component: ribosome; cytosolic large ribosomal subunit. Lineage: Eukaryota; Fungi; Ascomycota; Saccharomycetes; Saccharomycetales; Saccharomycetaceae. The coding region runs from base 1 to 1167 and encodes 388 amino acids. The record is from RefSeq and is a predicted model, not a curated record.
AUGUCUCACAGAAAGUAUUCCGCCCCACGUCACGGUUCCCUAGGUUUCUUGCCAAGAAAGAGAUGCGCAUCUCCAAGAGGUAGAGUUAAGUCCUUCCCAAAGGAUGAUAAGACUAAGCCAGUUGGUUUGACCUCCUUCCUUGGUUACAAGGCUGGUAUGUCCACCAUCGUCAGAGAUUUGGACAGACCAGGUUCUAAGUUCCACAAGCGUGAAGUCGUUGAAGCCGUUUCCGUCGUCGACACUCCACCAUUGGUCGUUGUCGGUGUUGUCGGUUACGUCGAAACCCCAAGAGGUCUAAGAUCCUUGACCACCGUCUGGGCUGAACACUUGUCUGAUGAGAUCAAGAGAAGAUUCUACAGAAACUGGUACAAGUCUAAGAAGAAGGCUUUCACCAAGUACUCUGCUAAGUACGCUCAAGAUGCUGCUCAAAUCGAAAGAGAAUUGGCCAGAAUCAACAAGUACGCUACCGUCGUCAGAGUCUUGGCUCACACUCAAAUCAGAAAGACUCCAUUGUCCCAAAAGAAGGCUCACUUGGCUGAAAUCCAAAUCAACGGUGGUACCACCGCUGACAAGGUCGCUUGGGCUAAGGAACACUUCGAAAAGACUGUUUCUGUCGACAGCGUUUUCGAACAAAACGAAAUGAUUGACGUCGCCGCUGUUACCAAGGGUCACGGUUACGAGGGUGUUACCCACAGAUGGGGUACCACCAGAUUGCCAAGAAAGACCCACAGAGGUUUGAGAAAGGUUGCUUGUAUCGGUGCAUGGCAUCCAAACCACGUUAUGUGGUCUGUUGCUCGUGCUGGUCAAAACGGUUUCCACCACAGAACUUCCAUCAACCACAAGAUCUACAGAGUCGGUAAGGGUGAUGACGAAGCUAACGCUGCUACCGAAUUUGACAGAACCAAGAAAACCAUCAACCCAAUGGGUGGUUUCCCUCACUACGGUGAAGUUAAGAACGACUUCGUUGUUAUCAAGGGUGCUAUUCCAGGUACCAAGAAGAGAGUUGUUACUUUGAGAAAGUCCUUGUACACUGACACUUCUAGAAGAGCCUUGGAACAAGUUACCUUGAAAUGGAUCGACACUGCUUCUAAGUUCGGUAAGGGUAGAUUCCAAACUCCUGCUGAAAAGCAUGCCUUUAUGGGUACUCUAAAGAAGGACUUGGAAUAA